This is a messenger RNA of Lolium perenne, 838 nucleotides long. RefSeq lists its product as uncharacterized. Lineage: Eukaryota; Viridiplantae; Streptophyta; Magnoliopsida; Poales; Poaceae. The record is from RefSeq and is a predicted model, not a curated record.
GUCCUCAACAAAUCUCAAAACAAACAAAAAAGAGUAAAGAAAAACCUAGGUUGCUCGGCGCAAACCCUGGUAGCUCCACCAUGUCGUCUCUGCUGCGCUCUCCAGCCAUCCGCCGCGCUCUCUCGGCCGCCUCAUCGGGAGGACCGCAGGGAGGUUCCUCCCUCCGUGCGCCCUCAGCAGCAGCCCCUGCCGCUGCAGGAGAGGGAGGAGCGACCGUCCGCCGUGGUCUUGGGCUCCCGACCGUGCCGCGCCGCCACCUCUCCGGACAAGAGCAGAACGGCAAGCCUCCUACUCUUUCCACCGAUCAGAUCAAUGUGAUAAAUCAGAAUCUGAAGAAAAUGCAAGCUGCUAUGGACAAUGGAUUAGUUGUAUGUGGAACCAUUAGAUUUCUUCUUGAGGAAGGCAAGCUACGCAGUCCGUUUGUUCAGUGUGCGUGGAUGCUUGGUGUUACUAGCUUGCUUGGUUUCUUCUGCCGGACAAGUGAUGAGUCAGCGAAGGGAGGCUAAUUCGGCGCUUUAUUGUCAUCUGCAGACCGUAAUUUGACCUGAAGAAGGGAACCAUUUCGAGAAAUGCCUGAGGUAUGCCUCAAGGAUCUAGAUGCACCUGAAGAGUAUUUUUUGUUUUGUUUUGAUGGUAUUAAUUAAGGGCACUUGUUAACCUGUUUAUGAAAAAGACUGCGUGUCUUCCCUUUUAGCAACAGAGGAGGAGUCCCAUAUAACUCCUGGAACGAGUUGCUGUGGCACUGUUUGCAUAUCUAAUCUCAACUUAUGUUAUUAUCGAUCCAGGUUGUAUAUGAAUCUAAGUGUAUCUGAUGAAUUUAAACAUGUUUAAUCUUUAA